Molecule: messenger RNA, 1636 nt
Organism: Canis lupus familiaris (dog)
Lineage: Eukaryota; Metazoa; Chordata; Mammalia; Carnivora; Canidae
Gene: DAW1
Product: dynein assembly factor with WD repeats 1
Exons: 14
Coding region: 250-1452 (400 amino acids)
Molecular function (GO): protein binding
Source: RefSeq, a predicted model, not a curated record
GUUUCCAUGGCUACGAAGAGCGUCGCGAACCCGGGGAUCGGGCGAGGAGCAGAAGAUGAAGCUCAGGAGCCUCCUGCUCCGCUAUUACCCGCCAGCUGGCGAAAUCACAGGCUUACUGUGCAUAAACCAUCACGACUCAUUCCAAGGAUGGUCCUCCUGGGAGCAUAAAGAAGCAUAUGACUUUCUUCUCAAAGAUGUUGCAAUCUCACUGGGGAGAGAAGGCAUAGAUGUCAAGUAAUAGAAGGAAUUAUGUUGGAAUAUGAAAAGAGUGGAGAAUUGAAGACCAAAUCCAUAGAUUUGCUCAACCUCAGUCCCAGCACUGAAGUCAAUGCCCUAGUAGAAGAAAUACAGAAAGCAGAGCCUCUAAUCACAGCUUCAAGAUCAGAGCAAGUAAAGCUUUUAAUUCAGAGAUUACAGGAUAAACUCAGACAGCACAGCAACCACACAUUCUAUCUUUUUAAGGUUCUCAGAGCACACAUACUGCCAUUGACUAAUGUUGCACUUAAUAAAUCGGGCUCUUGCUUUAUCACAGGAAGCUAUGAUCGGACGUGUAAACUCUGGGACACUGCAUCUGGAGAGGAGCUUCACACCCUGGAGGGCCACAGGAAUGUAGUUUAUGCCAUAGCAUUCAACAAUCCUUAUGGUGACAAAAUUGCCACUGGAUCCUUCGAUAAGACUUGUAAGCUGUGGAGUGUAGAAACGGGAAAGUGUUACCAUACCUUUAGGGGUCACACAGCAGAAAUAGUGUGUUUGUCAUUCAACCCUCAAAGCACACUAGUGGCUACUGGAAGCAUGGACACAACAGCCAAACUGUGGGACAUUCAGAGUGGAGAGGAAGUGUUCACUUUAAGAGGACAUUCAGCUGAAAUCAUCUCUUUGUCCUUUAACACCUCAGGAGACAGAAUCGUCACAGGAUCUUUUGAUCAUACAGUUGCAGUGUGGGAAGCUGAUACCGGAAGGAAGGUGUAUACCUUAAUCGGGCAUUGUGCUGAGAUUAGCAGUGCUUUAUUCAAUUGGGAUUGCUCUCUGAUAUUAACUGGCUCUAUGGACAAAACCUGCAUGCUGUGGGAUGCCUCAAAUGGAAAAUGUGUGGCAACGCUAACAGGCCAUGAUGAUGAAAUACUAGACAGCUGUUUCGAUUACACUGGAAAACUUAUUGCAACUGCUUCAGCUGAUGGAACAGCAAGAGUUUUCAGUGCAGCCACAAGAAAGUGUCUUACGAAAUUAGAAGGCCAUGAAGGUGAAAUUUCAAAGAUUUCUUUCAACCCCCAAGGGAAUCGUCUUCUGACUGGCAGUGCUGACGAAACAGCUAGAAUCUGGGAUGCUCAGACUGGUCAGUGCCUCCAGGUUCUUGAGGGGCACACGGAUGAGAUCUUUUCAUGUGCUUUCAACUAUAAAGGCGACAUAAUCAUUACAGGGAGCAAGGAUAAUACAUGUAGGAUAUGGCGCUGACCAAAGAAAAAGGCAGUUGAUGAGCAGAUUUGCCAGCAACGGAGGUCAAGACCUGGAGUUUUACAGAGAGCCAGAGAGCGAACCAUUUUGAUAUUUCAUGUUUUCUCUUUUUCCACAAAUCAACUAUUUCUACACUGUCCUUAGCUUCACAGAUAUGACCAUUAAAACUGAUAAAGUUUUAUCA